GGGGUAGUUUAGUACAUAUAAUAACAACAAUUUCUUAACAAUUGUUUAAGCAUUGCUAAUCUUUCAACAAACCCAAAAAAAUGAUUAUAUUUUUGUUUCUUUUUAUUAAAAUUAGUGGACAUUUUUUUUAUAAGAAUCUUCCUCUUCCUCCCCUGAAAUUAGGUAAUAAAGUGGGUUCCUUGAUUGCCACUCCAAAUUGAAGUGAAGAAUUCCUUAAGGCUAUACAUAUAAGCCCCCCUUUUCCACUAUCCUAUAGGAUAAUCUUCAAUAACAAUGCCCUUCUACUUGAAGUCAUCUCUUUAAUCAUAUUUUUCUCUCCUACCUUCCUAUUUCAUUAAAUAACUGUUUCAUUCACAUUUUUUCUUACAGCAGUCCUUCAGAAAAAUGGCCACUUACAUGGUUGAGUCGUCUGACAGUGGCUGCGGCUUCAUAGGCGGCUUAUUUCAACGUCGUAGUCUUUGCUCUAGGAGGUCCUCGGUCCGCUCUUUGCCUUCGAAUACAAGCAGUAAGAAUGUAACUCAGAAGAAAGAUCAGGGUAAGCCUAUUGAGGUUUCUGCUGCUGUUAAAUGCAGACCUGAAAAAGUUGUGACAGAGAAAUCAAUUACUCCAACUGUAAAGUCUAAUGUGGCAAGUCCGAGGGGUUCGAUUUCACAUAAUCAUAAUCAAAGUAGAAGACUCUCUGAUGCUGCUAGAACUUCCACAACAUCUUCUUCUUCCUCUUCAGCUAACAGAAUUCAGGAACGACAGUCGUCAGGUGAUCAAAGCGAGGCUGGAACUCCACGAGCUCCUUCAGGGAACAUACUGCAGUUGGCUCAAAUCAAUAGCCUGAAACAGAAGUGUGUUACUCCUAACAGUAACACAAUUGUCAACAAGACUUUGGAAAUUAAUAAUGUUACUAUGGGAAAUAUACUAAGGAGAAACAGUACUGAUGAACCGCGGUUUCAGAGUUCACUGAGUAAAUUGGAUCCUGAGGAGUUAAAAUCCUUGGGAAAUGAUAAGUAUAAGCAGGGUAAAUACGAGGAAGCUUUGGUGUUAUAUGAUCAGGCUAUAACUAUAGAUUCUAGUGUAGCGGCCUAUCGAAGUAACAAAAGUGCUGUCUUAACAGCCCUUGGUAGGCCCCUAGAGGCAGUUUUCGAGUGCAGGGAAGCUGUCAGAAUCGAUCCUUCUUAUCAACGAGCUCAUCAUCGUCUUGCAGGACUUUACAUAAGACUUGGGUAUGCAGAGGAAGCGGUCCAACAUUUUAGUCUUUCAGGAAGCAUAGCGAGUAUUGCUGAUAUAACUCAAGCCAAAGCUCUUGGAAAAUGCAUCAGUAGGUGUAAUGAAGCCAAGGAGCUUAAGGACUGGGGAACUUUGCUAAGGCAGACCCAUGAUGCAUUAGCUAUCGGUGCCAAUUCUUCGUUACAGAUCUACGCGCUUCAAAGCCAAGCCUUGCUGAAUCUUUUAAGGCACGAUGAAGCCUAUGCAGCUUUUAAGAAGGCACCUUCUUUUGACAUGGAUCUUUAUACUCAAUUAUUUGGUGAAACAAAAACCACUUUCCUAUACUUAAUCAAAGCACAAAUUUACAUGUCAACAGGCAGGGUUGAAGACGCGAUUACAGCAGCUCAAACAGCAGCACAACUCAAUCCAAACGACAAGGAAGCAAGGAAAAUGGUAAUAAGAACACGGUCUGUGGCAGUAGCAAGGUCAAAGGGAAAUAAGCUCUUCAAGGAGUUAAAGUUACAAGAGGCUUGCAGCAUAUACAGUGAAGGGCUAGAGUAUGAUCCUUAUAACUCUGUGCUUCUAUGUAAUAGAGCAGCUUGUCGGUCUAAGUUAGGCCAAUUCGAGAAAGCAAUGGAAGACUGUACUCUGGCACUGAACCUGCAGCCUUCUUACAGCAAGGCUAGGCUAAGACGAGCACAUUGUAAUGCGAAGAUGGAAAGAUGGGAAGCUUCGAUACAAGAUUAUGAAAUUUUGAUCAGGGAAAAGCCAGGGGAUGAGGAAGUAGGCCGAGCAUUGUUUGAGGCUAAGGUUCAACUCAAAAAACAACGCGGUGAAGAUGUCAAAGACAUGAAGUUUGGGUCUGAUGUAGUUUUAGUAUCUAGCAUCGAGUGUUUUAGACACUUGAUCACUUCUCCAGGAAUGUCAGUGGUGCUGUUCUGCAGCAAAUCGAACCAGGAAAAGGCCGUGACACUCUUGGAACAAGUUUGUCCAAAAUUCCCAUCCAUCAAUUUCCUCAAGGUGGAAGUGGAAGAUCACCCAUACUUGGUAAAGUCAGAGGAAGUAACAAACAUUCCUGCCUUCAAAAUCUACAAGAAUGGAACAAGAGUCAGAGACAUACCAGGAAACAACCUUGAACUACUACAGAAUUCAGUUAAAUUGUACAGCAGCUGAAAAUCAGACAAAUUACAAGACAAGAAAACAAACAGCAACAACACAAAAUAAUCAAAAAUGGGGCGGCUGAUUAUUGAAUUGGUGGCUAAGAUUAUUAGCCCCCACCUGAACAGAACUUCUGCCGCUUCAAUCAAUUCAAAGAAGAUACUCAAUCAUAUUAUUACCGACAUUCUUUAAGAAUUAUAAAAGAUGGAAGCAAGCACAGCAUUGCAGCAAAGGAAGAACCCUACAUGUUUGAUUUUGGCAAAAGAUUUUGGCGAAAUCUUGUAUGAGUAUGAGGCGAGCUUGCAAUAAUUUAUUGUAAGACCGAAGUGAUUAUAUGUUUAAAGAGUGAUUUCCUAUCUUUUUAGGGAGUUUUUUUAUUUUAAAAUUAAAUGUCUUAUUUUUACUACAUCCUUCCUUGCCCAUGACUUGUUGCUAAAUGUAAAAUAUAUUACUAUCGUUUCUAAAUGAUAGAUUUAACUACU
Molecule: messenger RNA, 2837 nt
Organism: Chenopodium quinoa (quinoa)
Lineage: Eukaryota; Viridiplantae; Streptophyta; Magnoliopsida; Caryophyllales; Amaranthaceae
Product: TPR repeat-containing thioredoxin TTL1-like
Exons: 6
Coding region: 385-2370 (661 amino acids)
Cellular component (GO): cytoplasm
Molecular function (GO): protein binding
Source: RefSeq, a predicted model, not a curated record